This is a messenger RNA of Nycticebus coucang (slow loris), 6195 nucleotides long. RefSeq names its product solute carrier family 8 member A1 (gene SLC8A1). Lineage: Eukaryota; Metazoa; Chordata; Mammalia; Primates; Lorisidae. Gene Ontology annotation, molecular function: calcium:sodium antiporter activity. Gene Ontology annotation, cellular component: sarcolemma; postsynapse; axon. The transcript is spliced from 10 exons. The coding region runs from base 222 to 3116 and encodes 964 amino acids. Gene Ontology annotation, biological process: calcium ion import across plasma membrane; cell communication; sodium ion transmembrane transport. The record is from RefSeq and is a predicted model, not a curated record.
CCGCUGCCCGCCGCCGCUCCCGCUCGCGCCGGCGCUGCACGGGAGUCUGCCCGCCGCCUGCUCUGUGCUUCCCCCGAAGAUGGGAGCGACCUCUUCCUGAUCGGGUCUAUUUAAAAGGAGGAAGUGCAGUGUAUUUCCUACUAGCGCGGAGGAACGGGGGGAAGAAUCCAUUCACACUCCCCACGCCAGUAGGUUGUGACAGUUGGAAGUCGCAUUACAGCAUGCUGCGGUUAAGUCUCCCACCCACCUUUUCAAUGGGAUUUCACCUGUUAGUCGUCACGGCUCUCUUGUUUUCCCCUGUGGACCAUGUCAGUGCUGAGGCAGAAAUGGAAGAAGGAAAUGGAACCGGUGAAUGUACUGGCUCCUAUUACUGUAAGAAAGGGGUGAUUUUACCCAUUUGGGAGCCCCAAGACCCUUCUUUUGGGGACAAAAUUGCCAGAGCGACUGUGUAUUUUGUGGCUAUGGUCUACAUGUUUCUUGGAGUCUCUAUCAUAGCCGAUCGGUUCAUGUCCUCUAUAGAAGUCAUCACAUCUCAAGAAAAAGAAAUAACCAUCAAGAAACCCAAUGGAGAGACCACCAAGACAACUGUGAGGAUCUGGAAUGAGACGGUGUCUAACUUGACCUUGAUGGCUCUGGGCUCUUCUGCUCCUGAGAUUCUCCUGUCAGUAAUUGAAGUGUGUGGCCAUAACUUCACUGCAGGAGAUCUGGGUCCCAGCACCAUCGUGGGCAGUGCCGCCUUCAACAUGUUCAUCAUCAUUGCGCUGUGUGUUUACGUGGUUCCUGAUGGAGAGACCAGGAAGAUUAAGCAUUUGCGCGUGUUCUUUGUGACGGCAGCCUGGAGCAUCUUUGCCUACACCUGGCUCUACAUUAUUUUGUCUGUGAUCUCUCCUGGUGUUGUGGAGGUCUGGGAAGGUUUGCUUACUUUCUUCUUCUUUCCCAUCUGUGUUGUGUUUGCUUGGGUAGCAGACAGGAGGCUUCUCUUUUACAAGUAUGUCUACAAGAGGUAUCGGGCUGGCAAGCAAAGGGGAAUGAUUAUUGAACAUGAAGGAGACAGGCCAUCUUCCAAGACUGAGAUUGAAAUGGAUGGCAAAGUGGUCAACUCCCAUGUUGAAAAUUUCUUGGAUGGCGCUCUGGUUCUGGAAGUGGAUGAGAGGGACCAAGAUGAUGAAGAGGCUAGGCGAGAAAUGGCUAGGAUUCUGAAAGAACUUAAGCAGAAGCAUCCAGACAAAGAAAUCGAGCAAUUAAUAGAGUUAGCAAACUACCAAGUCCUAAGUCAGCAGCAAAAAAGCAGAGCAUUUUACCGAAUUCAAGCUACUCGCCUGAUGACUGGAGCUGGCAACAUUUUAAAGAGACAUGCAGCUGACCAAGCCAGGAAAGCUGUUAGCAUGCAUGAGGUCAACACGGAAGUGGCUGAAAAUGACCCUGUCAGUAAGAUCUUCUUUGAACAAGGGACAUAUCAGUGUCUGGAGAACUGUGGCACUGUGGCCCUAACCAUUCUCCGCAGAGGUGGCGAUUUGACCAACACUGUGUUUGUUGACUUUAGAACAGAGGAUGGCACCGCCAAUGCUGGGUCUGACUAUGAAUUUACUGAAGGGACUGUGGUCUUUAAGCCUGGUGAGACUCAGAAAGAAAUCAGAGUGGGCAUUAUAGAUGAUGACAUCUUUGAAGAGGAUGAAAAUUUCCUUGUGCAUCUCAGCAAUGUCAAAGUGUCUUCUGAAGCUUCAGAAGAUGGCAUCCUGGAAGCCAAUCACGUUUCUACCCUUGCUUGCCUGGGAUCUCCCUCCACUGCCACUGUAACUAUUUUUGAUGAUGACCACGCAGGCAUCUUUACUUUUGAGGAACCUGUGACUCAUGUGAGUGAGAGCAUUGGCAUCAUGGAGGUGAAAGUGUUGAGAACAUCUGGAGCUCGAGGAAAUGUUAUCGUUCCCUAUAAAACCAUUGAAGGGACUGCCAGAGGUGGAGGGGAGGACUUCGAGGACACUUGUGGACAGCUUGAAUUCCAGAACGAUGAAAUUGUCAAAACAAUAUCUGUCAAGGUAAUUGAUGAUGAGGAGUAUGAGAAAAACAAGACCUUCUUCCUUGAGAUUGGAGAGCCCCGCCUGGUGGAGAUGAGUGAGAAGAAAGCCCUGUUAUUGAAUGAGCUUGGUGGCUUCACAAUAACAGGCCAACCUGUCUUCAGGAAAGUUCACGCUAGAGAACAUCCGAUUCCCUCUACUAUAAUCACCUUUUCAGAGGAGUAUGAUGACAAGCAGCCCCUGACCAGCAAAGAGGAAGAGGAGAGACGCAUUGCAGAAAUGGGGCGCCCCGUCCUGGGAGAGCACACCAAGCUGGAAGUGAUCAUUGAGGAAUCCUAUGAAUUCAAGAAUACUGUGGACAAACUCAUUAAGAAGACAAACCUGGCCCUCGUGGUUGGGACAAACAGCUGGAGGGAACAGUUCAUCGAAGCUAUCACCGUCAGUGCGGGGGAAGAUGACGAUGAUGAUGAAUGUGGGGAGGAAAAGCUGCCCUCCUGUUUCGAUUACGUGAUGCACUUUCUGACGGUGUUCUGGAAGGUUCUCUUCGCCUUCGUGCCCCCUACAGAGUACUGGAACGGCUGGGCGUGUUUCAUCGUCUCCAUCCUCAUGAUCGGCGUCCUGACAGCUUUCAUCGGAGACCUGGCUUCGCACUUUGGCUGCACCAUUGGCCUGAAAGAUUCUGUGACCGCAGUCGUGUUCGUCGCACUGGGAACGUCAGUGCCAGACACAUUUGCCAGCAAAGUGGCGGCCACCCAGGACCAGUAUGCAGAUGCGUCCAUAGGUAACGUCACGGGCAGCAACGCGGUGAAUGUCUUUCUGGGAAUCGGCGUGGCCUGGUCCAUUGCUGCCAUCUACCACGCAGCCAACGGGGAACAGUUCAAAGUGUCCCCUGGCACGCUAGCUUUCUCUGUCACUCUCUUCACUAUUUUUGCUUUCAUCAAUGUGGGGGUGCUGCUGUAUCGGCGGAGGCCAGAAAUUGGAGGUGAGCUGGGUGGGCCCCGGACUGCCAAGCUCCUCACAUCCUCCCUCUUUGUGCUCCUGUGGCUCUUGUACAUUUUCUUCUCCUCCCUGGAGGCCUACUGCCACAUAAAAGGCUUCUAAAGGAACAACCAGAUAUAGUAAAUUUAUAUAUAUAUAUACAUAUAUAUACAUAAAAAAUUAUGUAUAACGAACAGAGGAAACUGACAUUUGUCAUGUUCACCUACCUGCUGAUGGAAUCCAGCUUCAAGAGCAUACUCUGUACUAGGGCUGAAGUAAGAAACCAUCACCUCCCACCCCCAGGGGCAUCGUCCUACAGCGCGGAGGCAGGGUCCUCCUUACAAAGGCCUGGGAGGGGCACACUCUCUCCAGGUUCACAAAUUGUGAAGGCUUUGAUUUAUUUUCUUGUUUUCGAUUUUGUUUCCAUGGGAUUGGGGAGGUGGUUGAUCUUUGGCUUUUGUUGAUAGUUUUGUUUUAUUUUGUUCUGUUGUUUUGUUUUGUUUUGUUGGGAGGGUCAAGGCUGUUGCUUCUCUUUGUGGGAAGUGAUGAACCAUCCAAAUGUAAAUGGUUUUUUGAUAAAAAAUUUAACUUGUUAAGAUUCCCCUCACCUCCUUCAAACACUUUAAAGCAUUAUUUUGGAUUAAGAAAGGAUCUGGGCAUGGAAGAAGAAAGAAGCAUGUCUUCACCAUAUUACCAAAUUUCGUGCUUAUCUCCGGAAUGUGAGCAGAAGUGAAACUGCCUCCAAGAAGAAACAUAGGACCUAGAAUAGAGCCGGGAAAUGUGAUGGCUCUAGAUACAGUUUGACAUUUAAGGGUAUAUGCCUGGCACUCUUGUUCAACAGGUAUAGGGAUAAUGAGCCUAGAUUCCCAGGAACAUGCAAAAUCCUUUAUUUCUUAUCUCUUUAGCUCUGGACUCUGAUUAGCAAGGCCCUUAUUCCAGCAUUCCAGACCAGCUAAGCCCCUAAGUGUCCCAUUCCCAUCCUCUUCCUCCUGGCCACCUGCCAUCCCCCAUGAAAACAGGAAGAAUCAUCCCAUUCAAAAAAAAACAACCAUCCUUCUCCAUUUGCAUUAAUAUGUGUCCCAGUCCCAUGUUGCUGUCGCCUGGGAUUGCCCAUCGGUUUUCUUUUCAAAGGCAUCCAUGGCUUGCACAAUCCCGUCCCAGCCAUAACCGAACCUUGGCUCCUUCUUCAUGUGCCUGUUUGGAAAUGUUGUUGUGAUACCUGUUACACAGUGCAUGGAUGAAAAACAAAUAAAACAAAGCAUAUCUGUACAUAGUAGAGUAGAGCAUAUACUGUUCUCCCAUUCAGCGAUGUUGAUUGGACAUUGAAGACAUAAGCGAGUUUUCUUUUCACCUGAGUUGUUACUUUUGUGUUGUUAUUGACUUUGAUUAUUACUAGGGACAAAGGAGGGAAAAAAUGGCUUAUUGUGUAUGAAUCCACACAUGCAUUUCUAAGUAGCAAUAACUGUCAGGUGGGGAGAAAUUAAAGUUAUUGAGAGGAUAACAGGCAAACUGUACAAAGAUCUUCAUGGAAAAUUAGCCAUGUAGAGCACAUCAGAGGCCUCUAAGAAUCACCCAUUAGUUUGGGAAAGUCACAGGGAAAGGCCUUGUAGAAAAGUGGCUGCAUUAGAUGUGCCUGGGCUUUCAGAGCCACCCUUUCCUGGACACCCUUCCCUCCGAAGUAUUUAUUUCACAUCUGCUCUGUCUGGCACAGAUUGUAGAUAGUGAUGGUUUGUUCUUUUUUUUUUUUUUUAAUAUAUAAAAGGCUAUUUCCAUCCCUGUUUAUUUCACUGUCCAGUCUAGACCCCUCUGAUUAUAUUGGUAGUUCCUGACUCAGAAAGAAGCCAGGGUAACCAGUGGGCCUUUGGAAGUGUGUAUUUUCUACUUGUGAUGGAAGAGACGGCAAGUAGAUGUUCUUAGUGCCUCUCAGGAGGAUUGCACUGGGAAGGUUUAGCUCUUUAAAAGGAAUGGCUCUUUCUAUUGCAGAAUACCAAAGAAUAUGGAAAAACCCAACAUUCCAAAGUAGUGAGUCCACUAAUGAGAAAAAAUAGAAUGACUUGGGUCACCUCCCAGAGAUGUCUCUAUUUAUAAGGAAUCUCAGGCUGGAGACAUCCCUGGCACUGUAGAUUGAUUCAAAGAUACUUGAGAAAUUGAAGCUGUUGAGGUUUAUUUUUCCUUCUUCCACUCAGUAAUCACAAUCAUCCAACAUUUAGUAAACAUCAUUUGAUAACAGAAUGAAUAAUUAAAUGCUGUUUACCCACUCAAUAUGCCAGGUGAUAUGAUAUUUCCAGGGACUAAAAUCAUGAACAAGACAGCCCAGAUCACUGCCCUUCAGGGGAUGACAGUUCAUGUGAUUGCCAUUUUUACGAGUAAACAUUAAGCCAUAUGGAAACAGUUUUAUCUUACAAGGAAAAACACACUUACAAAACCUUUUUAACAUAAACACACUGAAAGUAUACAAAUACAAUUGUCCAUAUAUCAUCAAGAUUUCUUAACUAAGAAAGUAUAAAGCAUAGGUUUGUAAAAGCACCCUCUCUACCACUGGCCAACUUGCAGGUAAGUACAUUUCCCACUUUUAAACCAAGAAAGGCAAUCAUGUUGGUGAUGGGGAUACUUAUCACAUAACAACUCCUGCGUCCAGUUAAUCACAGUUUUUAUAGUUGUUGGCCAAGUGCUUCUCUAUGACCCACACCUUUAUGACUCCUUAUCUGUCUUAGAGAUCUAUCACUAACCUGUCACGGCCCACCAACAUUGGUGACCUUAUUUUUUUUUAACCCAGGCAUUUUUUUUGGGGGGGGGAGAGAUUUACUAAGUGGAAAGCUAGCCUAGAAACACCAAGUAAACACCAAGGGAUAUAAGUUGUUGAAACAUUAGAAAGAUUUUGCACUCAUUUUUUAGCCAUAUUAGGAAUGUCAAUAAUACCGUAGCAAAUUUUCACAGAGGACUUUAAGAAAUUCUUUCUGUCGGUCAAUUUCAACUUCAAAGCUUUUUAAAUUUUCAUGCUGUAGAAGAAUAUGAUUCUGGAUGUUCAGGGUUGUUAUUAAUUAUGAUAGUUCUGUAAAAUUAUUUCAUUGAUUUGUUUGACUAUUUUAUUUUGUGUGUGUUGUGCACAGCUUUAGGGGGGAAAGUGCACUCAUUGUGCUGUUCCUUAUAAAUGGUACACAUCAUUGACACAGACAAAUAAAGUUUCUAAUUGUUUCUGAUU